CUGCCCAUCUUCAUGGCAUGUGGAAAUCAGUCCUGGCUUUCUAAAAUCUCCCAGUAUUACAUUGCCUGUCUGCCUUGUAAUUCCUCUUGCAGCUCUGCAGGAAGACCAGAGUGGCUCCGUUUCAAGCUGCAUCCGGACCUCCAGCUUCCACUGAGGGCAGAACUCACCUUCCUGAACGUCCUUAGCACACGAGGAGCUGAAUUUGUCAGGAAGAGAUGGUCGCUGAGAAAUGCAGAGGCAGGAGUGCGUUGCAGAGGAAGAACACUGAAGGAAGGAGCCGAUGUGAGUAAAGUGCCGAAGGACCCUGGCUCUGAACCUGACCCAGGAACAUCUCACCUCCGGGCUCCUCGCAGCAAGAUGCCCCACUUUCAACCUUGGCCAGGCAAAGAAGACUUAUGGGGACACAACCUCAGACUUCAUUAUCCUCCGCUGGAUCAGUUCCCUGAGCUGGAUGACAGACUGAUUUCACAACUAGAUGGGCCAGCACAGGAAGGACUGUGGUGCAUGGAAGAAGCAACGUGGAGGGAGUCCUGGAUUGUUGGAAACCACAAUUGCCUCAAAACUCGCCGUAACAUGAAUCCGCAGAUAAGGAGCUGCUUGUGGUGAGGUAACGACAUGAAUUCCCAUCUGAAGAUGAGGCAGAGAAAGAGCGAGGGUGAUGUUUAUCUUUGCUAUAACUUCGCUGAAGUGCACGUUUCCACGCAGCACCGGCUCCAGGGGCGCAGAGAGGAUCCUGCCGUGGGGAGAGGAUGCUACAACCCACAGACACUGCCAAGGCACACAGAUUCAAUCAUGCACCUUGCUCCAAAAUACCAUGACAGAGUUGUGAGCAGGAAGAUGAGAGCUAGCUAAAAUAGGUGGAAAUUCUAAUUUAUUUUGUAGCCUUUCAACGGAUAGUGCUGACAGCUGAGAAAUGCACAGUUAUUUAUUCCUUGCAGGUUUGCUAACACAGCCAUGCCAGAGACCAGACUGCUUUGGUAGUGUCGAACCCCACCAGCACAAAAAGUAUUGGCUUUUUGUCAAUUUAGCUUAAAUGACUUCCCACUUUCACUAGUAAAAAGACCUUUUCUGGCCAAUAUACCAGAGUUUGUAUUGAGCUGGUUUUUUUGUUGGCCUUAUUUGUCAGUAAAGUAUUGUACCUCUAAAAGAGAUGUUAGCAAAACUGUAAUCCAGGCCUCACACAUUAUUUUGGUCCAUAUGUUAUUUAUUUUAAUCUCUUAAGGUUCCAAAAUACUAUAUAUUUACAGUUGCCCUUUAAAGUUAUUGUUAGUUACAAAAUAUUAGAAACAUAGUUUAAUCUAUAAAAUGCAUAAUUAAAUUAAUCUUUACCAUGUUUUUUUUUACAUCACACAGGAAACAUUUUAGUCUGAUGAAUACCAUGGAUAUAUAAUUAGUACUUUAUACCAUAAACUAGAUUAUAACUUACACUGUCCACCCUGGCUCCAAAAAUCCUUGCAGAUUUUAAUUCAGUUGCUGCACUUUAUCUGGAUGAAAGCAUUUGAAUUCAAUUAUUAUUAUUAUUCUGUGUGGAUUUGUGCCUUUAUAUAGGUUAGAUGUGGUAGUAGUUUUAAAAAGAAGUUUAGUGGAAGUCUCAAAUUAGGCAUCUGCAUCUAUAUUUAGGCAUCUACCAGAUCUUAAAUGCUGAACAUCUGAUUUUUCUAGCUGAGGUUUGCCUAAGUUAGGGUUUAAUGGGAAUCAAGACUGGACAAUAAAAGCAAAGGGAAACUAAUUUUGAGGUAUUUCUGAAUUUCAAUGGAAGUUGGACACUUGACCUGCUCAGACUCUUUUGAAAGCCCUCUUACAUGCCUAUCUGUACCUUUCAACACCUAAAUACCUUUCAAAAUCGGGCAGGACACUUUGGAUAAAUGUUAAACAGUAAACCCAAUAAAAUCUCCUUGUUCUCUUUGA
Messenger RNA from Harpia harpyja (harpy eagle), 1908 nucleotides. RefSeq lists its product as uncharacterized. The transcript is spliced from 4 exons. The coding region runs from base 13 to 606 and encodes 197 amino acids. The record is from RefSeq and is a predicted model, not a curated record. Lineage: Eukaryota; Metazoa; Chordata; Aves; Accipitriformes; Accipitridae.